AUGGAGCACAUUAGAAACUUUUACUCGACAAUACUGAAAUCGUCCCAUCCUCUGACUUUGUCAGUGCAUUUGGCCGGCAAAGCAGUACCAAUUGUCUUCUAUAUAUUGGGUUCAAUUUUUUUCUCUUUCACAGCACAAUUCAUCACUAUUGUGCUAUUGCUGGCGUGUGAUUUUUACAUUACCAAGAAUAUAAGUGGUCGUAAGCUAGUGCAACUGCGCUGGUGGUACGACUCAACAGGUGUGUCUGGCAAAACACUAACUUUUGAGUCGCACAAACAGUAUCCACCUAGCACCAUACCAAUCAAUGCCAUUGAUUCAAAAUUGUUUUGGUGGUCCAUCUACCUAACGCCUAUCGUUUGGAUCGUUUUUGCAAUUAUGUGCAUACUAAGAUUGAAACUAUUCUACCUAGUGCUAGUUUUAGUGGGCAUCUGUCUAACUGGUAUCAACGCCUACGGAUUCCGCCAAUGUAACAGCUGGGAACCUACCACGGACUCCAACACUGCAGAAAAUGAUUCCUGGUUCCAAUUACCAUCCAUCCCAGGACUAGACAACCUUGGAGCAAUAGCUCAGGUAUCAUCGUUCUUCCAACGUUCAACUUAG
Molecule: messenger RNA, 600 nt
Organism: Tetrapisispora phaffii CBS 4417
Lineage: Eukaryota; Fungi; Ascomycota; Saccharomycetes; Saccharomycetales; Saccharomycetaceae
Gene: TVP23
Product: Tvp23p
Exons: 1
Coding region: 1-600 (199 amino acids)
Biological process (GO): vesicle-mediated transport; protein secretion
Cellular component (GO): Golgi membrane
Source: RefSeq, a predicted model, not a curated record